AGCAUUUGAACAUAGACAGCAUCAGCUUUAUGAAACAGCACUCCUCAAUCCUAAAACAUCAUGCAGUUUGCCUUCGUCGCUUUCUUUCUCUUCACUUCUAUCCUGUCUUUAGGACGGGCAAGAAAUGUAGACCUUCGGCUCACAGAACCACGAACAUCCAGCCUUUCCACGAUGAAGAGCAUGUGCAGCGACUGCAACAAGAUCGUACAGUUGUUGACGGAUAUGCUCUCCAAUCCAGACACUCAGCAUCAUAUUGAAAAUGUUUUGGACAAGUUUUGUUCUGAACACCCCGUCAUCCCGUUGUGUAUGGAUGGAGCAAGGACAUAUGUGCAUUUGGUCAUCAAAUAUUUCAGUGCAUACGCAAAGCAAAAUGGCGACAUAUGCUCAAUGUUGGGACUGUGUGCCGUCCAGUCCGAGAGAGAAGCGCCGGCAGAGCUCAUGGUUGGCCUGGAUGAACGUGGGGUACUCUAUGCAAAACCCUCAAGAGGAACUAGUCAAGAGGUUCAUAACAAUCCCAUCUGUACCUUCUGUCUGUUCUUCAUAAAGACACUUGAGGGCAUGUUACCAAAAGAGAGAACUGCAGAGAUCAUAGAGAACCUUCUGGAGAAAAUCUGCGAUCAUUUGCCUGAGCAAUAUAAGGACAUGUGUGACACCUUCGUAGAAACGUAUGGAAAGAAGCUGAUUGAUCUCCUGUUGUCCUCUCUCCCUCCACACGCCAUCUGUACGGCACUGGGUCUGUGUCUCUUCCCAGAGACACCACUGACUCUGUCCACAGACUGCGAUUCCUGUAAGAUACUAGCGGCUCUCUCCCGGUUUCAUCUGGGUCACAACGCGACGGAGAUCCAGACCUCUGACCUGCUCCAGAAGAUCUGCCACCUUCACCCUAAUGCUAUUCCUCAAUGUGAAGGGUUUGUGAAGCUUCAUGGCCACCGGCUCCUGAAGAGUGACGGGAAAAAGCCAUUCAUCAGCGAGUGUCAGGAAGAUUACCUUUGCACGGGACACAAGUGAAAGUGAUCAAUCGAAUAAGAUUCCAGCUUUCUUUUGAACACUCGACCAAGCUUUUUGAAUCCACUUCCUUUACACACAAAAUCAAACGAGAUUUGAGACAUACAUAAAUUUGAGUUCAGGCAUUGACUGUUAAAUCUGCUUCAAAUUACCAUUAUUUUUUUUUUAAAUGUAACCUUUCUUAAUUUCUAGUUAGUUAAAAUAAUCAUUUAUGUGUUGUAUCUGUAGUUCCAUAAUGCAAACCACACUGGGUAGACAUGUAAUUACAAACUAGUGAACUUAGCCAAUAAAGUGUGUAACAUUACAUGAA
Pimephales promelas (fathead minnow) is the source of this 1315-nucleotide messenger RNA. It is a transcript of the gene sftpbb, whose product is annotated as surfactant protein Bb. Gene Ontology annotation, cellular component: lysosome. Gene Ontology annotation, biological process: sphingolipid metabolic process. The record is from RefSeq and is a predicted model, not a curated record. Lineage: Eukaryota; Metazoa; Chordata; Actinopteri; Cypriniformes; Leuciscidae.